UCGGCGCUCUCUGUCGCCGACAGGUUUAUAAUCCUCCGGCGAGCAAAAACAUUGUUCCUGUAGACGAAACCACUAUUCCGAAAAGCUUUGCUGCUGUGUUCUGGCUUCUACUCAAUAUGGCGAUCAGAGUUCUCAACAAUCAAUCAAGAUUUGUAUCUGCAAAGCUAUAUAGUACAAGUGGACAAGUCAUUGACGUUGCGGAAGUAACAAAGAAAAUAUCCAAAGUAAUGAUGUCUUCUCCCCAACAGGUUCUCGAAUCAGCACUAGACCAAACUGGCUUAAGGGUCUCACCAGAAGUAGCAGAAGACAUCCUCAACAGAUUCAGGAACGCUGGUCUGUUAGCAUACAGAUUCUUCCAGUGGUCUGAAAAGCAACGCCACUACGAACACAGCGUCCGUGCCUACCACAUGAUGAUCGAGUCCACAGCCAAGAUAAAGCAGUAUAAGCUCAUGUGGGACCUCAUCAACUCGAUGAGGAAGAAGAAGAUGCUAAACGUGGAGACCUUUUGUAUAGUGAUGAGGAAGUACGCGAGGGCGCAGAAGGUGGACGAGGCGGUUUACGCGUUUAACGUGAUGGAGAAGUAUGAUUUGGCGCAGAAUCUUGCUGCUUUUAAUGGGCUGUUGAGUGCCUUGUGUAAGUCCAAGAACGUGAGGAAAGCUCAGGAGAUAUUCGAGACGACGAGAGAGAGGUUUGUGCCUGACUCCAAAACUUAUAGUAUAUUGCUUGGUGGAUGGGGGAAAGAACCAAACUUGCCUAAGGCGAGAGAGGUGUUCAGGGAGAUGAUUGAUGCUGGUUGCGAGCCUGAUGUAGUGACUUACAGUACAAUGGUUGAUAUAUUGUGUAAAGCUGGAAGAGUCGAUGAAGCUCUUGGGGUUGUGAGGAGUAUGGAUUCAAGGAUCUGCAAGCCGACGAGUUUCAUCUAUAGUGUGCUUGUGCAUACUUACGGAACAGAGAACCGUCUUGAAGAGGCUGUGGAGACGUUUCUAGAGAUGGAGAGAAGUGGUGUAGAAGCAGAUGUAGCGGUUUUUAACUCGUUGAUAGGCGCGUUUUGCAAGGCGAAUAAGAUUAAGAAUGUGUAUAGGGUUUUGAAAGAGAUGAAGAGUAAAGGUGUGACGCCUAACUCCAAGACAUGUAACAUCAUUCUACGCCAUUUGAUAGAAUGCGGUGAGAAAGACGAAGCGUUUGAUGUGUUUAGGAAGAUGAUCAGAGUGUGUGAGCCAGAUGCAGACACAUACACGAUGAUGAUAAAGAUGUUUUGUGAGAAGAAAGAGAUGGAGACUGCUAAUAAAGUGUGGAGGCGCAUGAGGAAAAAGGGUGUUUUUCCGAGUAUGCAUACUUUUGCUGUUCUUAUUAAUGGGUUGUGCGAGGAGGGUGAUACUCAAAGGGCUUGUGUUUUGUUGGAGGAGAUGAUUGAGAUGGGGAUUAGACCAUCGGGUGUGACGUUUGGGAGAUUAAGACAGCUGCUUUUGAAAGAGAGUAGAGAUGAUGUGGUCAGGUUUCUUAAUGAGAAGAUGAAUCUUUUGGUCAAUGAGCCUUUGUGUGAUUGACAAGUACAUCUCACAGCAGCUGGUUCUAAGUGUUUUUGGACAUGUUUGGUUUUUGUCUGAUUGGCUUAGGAUCCAUUUCAAUUGUUGUAAAGUUGUAAUUGAAGUUGAAACCAGCAGAUUGUUACGGUUCAGAUUGUAAACUGGUUUUUGUCCUUUGGUUCAUU
Molecule: messenger RNA, 1711 nt
Organism: Brassica oleracea var. oleracea
Lineage: Eukaryota; Viridiplantae; Streptophyta; Magnoliopsida; Brassicales; Brassicaceae
Product: pentatricopeptide repeat-containing protein At1g77360, mitochondrial
Exons: 2
Coding region: 117-1547 (476 amino acids)
Molecular function (GO): protein binding
Source: RefSeq, a predicted model, not a curated record